This is a messenger RNA of Prorocentrum cordatum, 1637 nucleotides long. The record is from the annotation of a GenBank genome assembly. NCBI's taxonomy places the organism in Eukaryota, Dinophyceae, Prorocentrales, Prorocentraceae.
CCAGCUUGGCUCGAGCAGCACGGGCGCUUCCGCCCCCGCCCCCUCAGCCCAGCGGUUCCCUCCUCGCCCGACCUCAUCCUCGUCGUCGUCGAUCUCCCCCUGCCUUCUGCUCCAUACACUCGGCUGUGCCCGCUUCGGCACGGAGGUCGCAGUGCGGGCAUGGAGCCCGAGGCGAAGCGGCCGAGGACCUCCUCGGACGGCCCGCAGAGCAGGCGCGCUUUCCUGGGGCGCUGCGUGGACGCGCCGCGGCUGGGGCACGUGCGCGGCCUCGGCGGCGGAGUGGGCCUGGUCGUUGUCGGGCCAGACGGCCUCGUGGAGGCCGCCGUGCGCGCGCCCGGCCCGGCGAUGGAGUCCAAGCUCGAGGAGAGCUGAGGGGCACCGGCACGCAGAUCGUGGAGCUCGGCGAGCGCGAGUUUCUCGUCCCCGGGUUCGUGGACGUCCACAUCCACCUGCCCCAGCUCCCGUACGCGGGCACAGGUGUUGAUCGGCCGUUGAUGGCCCCCGAUGGCUUCCUGGCCAAGUACGCAUUUCCCACAGAGGAGGCGAUGAAGGACCGCUCCUGGGCCGAGAAGGUCUACCCCGCUGGCCUGGACCUCCUGCUGCGCCACGGGACCACCACGGCGCUGGUUUACGGGAGCGCGCACCGUGAGGCCUCGCAGGUGUUGGUGGAUGCUGCCAUCCGCCUCGGCGGCCCUCGAUGCUUCGUGGGCAAGGUCAGCAUGGACCGGCACUGCCCAGAGGGGUACGUCGAGACGACAGAGGGCUCGCUGCGGGAGACGGAGGAGUUCAUCAAGUACGUCCAGGCGAAGAACCCAGAUGGGCCGCCCAGGAGGCCGCCGCUGGUGCUGCCGGUUGUCACCCCGCGGUUCCUGCCCACCUGCACGCCCGAGCUGCUCGCGGGGCUCGGGCGCCUCGCGCGCAAAUACAGGUGCAUGUGCCAGAGCCACCUGAGCGAGUCGUGCGACGAGGUGGCCUUCAGCGCGUCCCUCUUCCCAGGCCAGACGGACGCGGAGGUGUUCGGGGGUGCGGGCCUGCUGCGCGGGCCGUCCGUGAUGGGGCACUGCGUGCACCUGAUGCCAGGGGAGGAGGAGCUGAUGAAGGAGCACGGCGCCGCCAUCGCGCACUGCCCGCUGUCCAACUUCUUCUUCGCGAAGGAGGCGCUGCCCGUGAAGCAGCUGGUGCGCCGCGGCGCGAAGGUCGGCCUGGCCACGGACGUCGCGGGCGGGUACUCGCCCUCGAUGCUGAACGCCAUCAGGACCGCGGUGCUCGCCUCGAAGACGCUGCAGUUCCAGCGCGUCCCCGGGGAGGCCUUCGGCGGCCCGCCGGGCGCCCGCACGGAGGAGGAGCUGCGCGAGCUGCACGACCUCAGCCACUUCGACGCCCUGCACCUGGCCACGCAGGGCGGCGCCGACGCGCUGGGGCUGGGCGGCGCGCUGGGCACCUUCGACGUCGGGAAGGCGUUCGACGCGCUGGUGCUGGCCGCCGAGCCCACCGUGCUGCCGUUCCCGGGGGGCGCGGCCGAGGCCCCCGAGGACGUGCUGCAGAAGAUCCUCCUGCUCGGCGACGACAGGAACGUGCGCGAGGUCUUCGUCGGCGGCCGCAGCGUGCGCCGAAGCGGCUCGCCGGGCGGCCCGUGA